AUGGAGGUGGCAGCUAGCGUUGCUGGCCUUAUCAGCCUUGCGGACCUGACGUUUCGAGUUGUGUACAAGUAUGUCCGUGGGGUGAAAGAAGCGGAGAAUGACAUCAAGAAUCUAAAGAGGGAGAUUGAGGGACUAUGCAGUGUUCUUCGCACUCUACACGCUCUGACGGACUUCCUUGUCACAGAAGAAGAGAAGGACAAAGCGGCUUUGAGCGUCGGUAUUCUUGAUCAGUGUAAGGAAACCCUUCAAGAAAUUCAUACCAAGGUACAGCGAGCUCUUACCUCAUUUGAACGAAAGAAGUUCCUCAAAACAACGCUUCAAAAACUAAAGUGGCCGUUCAGUAAUAUCGAGACUAAGGAACUUCUGAAUACACUAUCCCGAUAUAAGCUCACUAUUUCCAUGGCAACGUCCGCGGAUUCUCUGUCCAAACUUCACAUUCUCCUCAAUAAGCAAGUUGAGCACAACAUCAAGAUUGAGGAAGCCGUGAAGAAUAUCGAUGACAGCACAAGGCUCAUCGCCAACAUUGAGCUGGACAAGGAGAAACGACGCAUCCUCGAUUCUUUCAUGGGACCGACUUUGAACCCGCGACAUAACCUGGAUCAGAGUAUUGAGUUGCGUCACCCAACAACAGGCACUUGGCUUAUGUCAAGCAUCGAGCUCCAGAGUUGGUUUACUGAACCAGGGUCUCUACUAUGGUUAAAUGGCAUCGCUGGAGGCGGAAAAACCAUAUUGACUGGGCUUGUCAUCCAGAAAGCUAUGUCCAAAAGCUCAGAUGAAGUUGGCGUAGCCUUCUUUUUCUGUGACUACAAGAACAAGGCAACUUUACACCCAACAAAGAUCCUUGGAUCCAUCGCGACACAACUUGCUCUUCAGAAUGAUGCCUCCUUCGAAAUUCUUGAGAAGUACCACGAAGACCUCAACCCACCAGACGCGCUCGCCGCCAUCGCAGGUGUAGAUAGAUUGGCGUCUACAAUUUCAUCUAUGAUCAAGACCUUCCGGCAAGUAUUGAUCGUGGUUGAUGGAAUUGAUGAGUGUGGUGACGAGAUGGGCAGUGUCACAAUGAGUCUCGCUGCGUUCACUACUUUGAAUAUACCUGCAUCAGUUGCACUUUUCAGCCGCCAGGAGCCGGAUAUUGGCGCACGAAUGGGAGACAAUGUGACAGAGAUUUCAAUCGAAGCUCAUACCGAGGAUAUCGAAAUGUAUGUUCGGGCAGAGUUGGAAAAACGCAUCCAAUCUCGACAACUUCGUUUGGGUCACUCCGAAACAAAGGAGAAGAUUGCUGAAGAGCUCAUUGGUAGGGCUCAUGGAAUGUUUCGUUGGGUUGCCUGUCAAUUAGAUUCUCUGUGCGACUUGUUUACUGACCGAGAUCGACUUGACGCACUUAAACAGCUGCCACGAACCUUGCAUGACAGCUACCGAAGACUCUUGGAAAGAGUCAAUACUAAGCCGGCUCGAACACAGAAACGAGUCCAGCUUUGUCUUCAGUUCAUUGCCUUCUUUCCAGCGAAACUUCCCAUUGUGGAGCUCUGCCAGGCUGUUUCAACCCCGGAAGAAAUUGGAGACACCCUCAACAAGAGCAAUACUGUUGUUGAGAAUGACAUUGUUCAUUAUUGCAGCAGUCUUAUACGGAAGUCUGCUGACGGGAACACCUUCGAAUUUGCUCAUUUUUCUGUUCAAGAAUUUCUGGAGUCAGACAUGGCUGGUCUUGAAAAAUAUAGAAUCUCACGACAGGAAAGCUCAUCGCUUCUCGCUCUUCAAUGUCUCAAGUUUGUUCAACUCAGAAACAUCGAUGCACGACCUGACGGGAAUACAUUUAUGGGAAGGCAAGCAGACUUAGUUAAUGAGCUUCCAUUUUACCAGCGCGCCGCUGCUUGCUGGCCAAUGCUUAUGAGAGAAAGUCUCGGGAAGCCCGACAAUCCAGUAUUACACGAAGCCACACAAUCACUAUUCUGCGACUCCUACUCACCCAAGUUCAGGACUUGGGUCUUUUUUUUUGUAUUUUCUUUGUGCACGGCCGUAAGCAAAGAAAAUGCGUACAGUGGAGAUUCAAAAUCUUCUAACAUCGGCCUAGAAAUUGCUACCGACAUUGCCCUGGAUAUGCAGAUUGAACCUCUCCAUUUCGCGUCUGCGUUGGGCAUGCCUGACUUAUGCCUUCGCCUCAUAGAAUAUGGAGCUGAUCCUACAAUGAGCUGCCAGUUGGGCCCUCCCCUUCUUUUAGCAAAGACCUCAUUGCUAAACGCGCUCGGGAUGAAUGCUGAAGCUCUUCCCGUUGACUCAUUAGUCUUUCCACUUCUUUUGCCAACAGCUAAACAGCGAAACUCCACCAUAACAUGUCUUACGAAAGAAGCAAGCUUGUCGGAUAUCUCCAACUAUGCAUCGUUGUUCUCGAACACUGUCAUAGUUUCUUGUCAUCUUCAAGACUUCGGGCCGGUGAUAGAUCUUUUAUCCAGUGGAAUAACUCCCACAACUGCCGAUAUAGAGUUAUUUGGAUCCUACCUCACAAGAUGGUGGUCUUACCGUGACAACCGCUUCAACCAUGGAGGAACUCAUCGAAGGAAGAUUGCCUCGAAUUUCGAGGCAUCCCUUCGUGCCCUUAACAGACACCUUCGAGACACAUCUGCCUUUGAACAAGAUUGGGGGUUUGAGUUUGGGAAAGUUCUCUGGACCAAAGCAGUUGCUAUGGAACUGUCGUUCACCAGAGAUCCUAGCCUUACACAUCAGGAAAUCUCUAUAUCUCUAGAAACGCUGCGUGAAAGAAUUAUGCUAGCCAUUUCCAAUGACUCACCUGAUGCACUUUCAAAUCACCUUCAAGAUAGGCGAGUUUCGGUCUCUGACUCUUGGUCAUGGAAUGACUCGGCAUCCCAACCUCUCUUACACCAUGCCACUAGAUUCAACGCCCUUCAAUGCGUCGAUCUACUAUUGGGAAAGCAUUGCGAUCCAUAUACUGUCGAUUUUGACGGUGUACCUGCCCUCCAUAAAAUCGACAUCACGGGGGAUGGUAGCAUGAUAGACGUAUUCUUGGCGCACCAUGUGUCUUUACUGACUAUUGACACUCUAGACCACUGGAACUUGUGGCAUAUUUGUGCAUACCGGGCCGAUUCUAGCGCAGAGUUCAUGCUCAAGCUUUUUAGUGCAAAGCCUAAAGAAACACAAACAGCAGUUCUGAUGAAGACAGAUGACAGUCUUACACCCUUGUCAUUGUCACUAUCAAAUGAGCCUGACUCUAAAGAUGACUUUGAGAUACUUGAAGACAACGCGCUCUCCUUUAUCAAGCACUGUAAUGAUGUUCCUGGAUUCUGGGAAAAACAUGAUUCUAUAUUACCCGAGGCUUUCGAUUUCGGUUCCGAGAAAAUAAUGCAUCGGCUUUUCAACCUCGGCAUCGAGCCAGAGCCAUUCAUCGCUGGAACUUUCACUCCAUUACACGACCUUCGUGCAAAUGUAUCACCAUCUUGGGUUGAGUUUCUUAUGGCAUCUUUUCCCGGAGCUGUGGACUCUAGAUAUUCCGAUAGACUCCCCAUUGAGGACUAUGCCGAUGCAUGUGUCAAGGAAGGAACCUCGCCCGAUGAGAAGGUGUUUGAGAUGCUGUUCUCAAGUACUAAUCUACAGUCUCGAGACCAAAACGGAUCGACGCCAUGGGAGUAUUCUUGUUCCAUUAUCAACAGAUCACAUGGUUGGUACAGUGAUUCGAAUAUCUCUAUCAACUCCGACUCCGGCAAUGCCAUAGGGGUCGUCUGGAGUAACUACAUCAGCCUGGGGGCUGUGAGAGCAGAUGAGGAAGUGUCAGGGGGUUGUGGAACAGGCAAGCUGUUGUCGGCUCUACUUCAUUGUGUUCAAGCUGGAAGAGACCCCGCCAUAAUCAGCAUACUCAAACCCGACAUACUUGACAAAGCUAUACUCUCGUCUAAGUCUUGGAACCCUUUAUCCGAUGACGUUAUCCGCUUUCUUAUGACAUCAGCCAAACUCCAAAACGCCGAAAUGGUCAACAUUCUUCUUAAACAUGGUGUGGAUGUUCAUCAACGCGUCAAUGGAUUUUCAUCAAUAGAGACGGUCUGUGACGGCCAAUGGCCCACAGAUUUGUGUUCCACGGAGAAAGGCAGAAACAUGAUCAAGUCACUUUUGGAUCAUUCCAACCAUUUUAAGCUGAGAGAUUUCUCAGUUGACAGACGUGGACGUGGGCUAUUGCACAGAAUUGCGUUCUCGGAUAAGGAGCCACACGUCCGUUGGUUGAUAAAAGAGCUUAUGGAUAAAGGAGUUGACAUCAACGGCAUUGACGGUGAAGCUGAGCCCCGAUAUCGUUAUACACCCCUUACCUGGCAUAUCGCCAAUAAUUCAACAUGCUACGCCGGGUACCUGUUGGAACUCGGAGCAGACGUUGAUAUUCGUGAGAAUAAUGACGGCAGUAGACUUGCCCACCAAUUGAACGCAAUAUUAUCGGCAGCAUAUUAUGGCAAUCUGUCCUUUCUUCGGAAACUCUUGGAAUUUUCACAAACUACGGCAACAGAAACUUGUUGGACCACUUUCAUGCCUUUGAAUUUUUCUUGUGGGCGCAAACUUAUUGCUAUUGAAUGCAACAGUUUACAUAUUGCGUGCUACAAAGGAAAUUACGAAAUGGUCAAGUUCUUCGUUGAAGAAAAGCUUCUUGACUACGGUACAACGACGAAGAAUGGCUACACGCCCCUACACCUAGCAGCAGUCGGUGGCCAAUCUCGUAUUAUCAACUACUUAAUAGCCCAAGGACAAGAGGUUGACGUUUUGACCUCAAACAGAGUUACUCCAUUACAUUACGCCGCUGCGAAUGGGCAUUUCGAUGCAACAGAAGCACUAUUAUGUCAACAUGCACAAGGCUCUAUUUCUGCACUAUUCUGGACACCGAGAAUUGCUGCCUCGGAAGCAGGACACCAAAAUAUCGUUGAGCUUCUGGAUAAUAGAAUUAGGACUCAGGAUGAAUCAGAGUCUGAACUCAUCAGGGCUCAUCGACACAAAAAGAAGCUCCUCGGCCAGAUGAAGGAAGCAAUUGUCUCUAACCAUGUCCUGGAAUGCCGCGCACUAGCUUCAAAUGGGUGUCCCAUGAAUGAUCUUAUCUCGCAAUCGAACGAUAUUACGCCUCUACGUCUCGCCUUGACGGUGGGUCAUUGUGAGCUGGUCAGAACACUCCUUGACCUAGGAGCUUCAACUCUGACGCAUUGUGAUCCUGGUGACUGCUAUAUAGAAAGCGUAAUCAAUUAUGCGGCUUUGUACAGCGAACUAGUCGAUAUACUCCCAACCCUGGUAGAUCACUACGUGGAACAAGGUGGAGACUUGGCUGACGGGCCUGACUCGCCAAUAUUCUUCGCUGCAAAAUCAAACGUGGAAGGAAUGAGAAUUCUAUUGAAUCACUUGCGAGAAAAUAACAAGAAAUGGGGAUGUGAUUACGAAAUUGAAAAGGUUCUCGAAAGGCGUCACUCAAUGGGUGUUUUUGAGGAGUCUUACUUUGAUAAAGUUGCAGCUCUCCAUGUUGCUGUUUUUUACGACCAGAUUGAGAUCGCUCAGCUACUACUCGAAAGCGGAGCUGAUGUUAAUUCGACGAGCAUCUACGGUUUUUCUCCAAUUGAUCGCUCCAUGUCGUCAGAGAUGACUUCUUUACUUAUGAGGUUCGGUGCAUCAACAUAUCCACUGCUUACAAUGUCCCUUAUGGAAGCAAUGUGGUACUGGGAAGAUUUUGCACCUGAAAAGGCUGAAGCGUUCAAGAGUAUAAGCAUAACAGAAAAGGGAAUGCAGGCAACACAAGGAAAAGAGCCAUGGCUUGGAUUAGAUAUGUUUCCACAACGAUUUAACCAUGUUGUGCCGGACUGGAGACAACUUUUGGCAAUACGACACCUCCAAGGUCCUUUAAAUGAGUAUCUUCGGUCAGAUUCCAAGCUAGCGAACUACCUUCUCGGCUUUGGCGAAGGUCACUGCUUCUUCUUGAACAGUGAUCACCAACUGCUGAAGUUGGAGCCAUUCCCCUGGUAUCAAAUAAGUCGAUACGUUUUCGACCAAAUGCUUUUCCUACGAAGUAAUUUUCGCCUGUUUCAACGACGAUUCUCUCAGCCAGUCUUCAAACAAUGGCUUAAUUUGGAGCCAGACCGGGGUUGGAGCCCUUUAUGCCGAGCCGCAUCUAUGGAAUACCUCGACGUCAUUGAAAACUGCUUAUCCAUGGGUGCAUACAUCGAUUUUGAAGGAUGUUUUUGGGGCUCAGCAUUGAUCAUUGCCAGCGCUUGUGGAAAACUAGCUUCAGUGAAGCGUUUGGUGCGAGCAGGUGCCAAGAUUGACUACAUCGGGAGCAACGGGCAUACUAGUGCUUUGUCAGUCACCAAGUCCGAAGUUGUUAAGCAAUGGCUGUUAGUCGGGCAAUUCGUUGAACAAAAGAAGAUCGUGGCAGCAACAGAGUCUGAUACAAACUGUUUGCAGCACCAGGCUGGACGGCGGAGUGGUAUUGCGAAGAUCAAGGUCAGGUUGGCUGAAUUGUAUCGCAGACGGUACGAAGAAUCAAGUCUUGACUACUUGAGGAGACUUGAACUGCUAAAGUUGGAGAUGCGAGGGAAGGUUCCUUAUUAUACUGAUGGGGUUAUAUACGAGGAUUAUAAUUAG
Molecule: messenger RNA, 6609 nt
Organism: Fusarium venenatum
Lineage: Eukaryota; Fungi; Ascomycota; Sordariomycetes; Hypocreales; Nectriaceae
Source: RefSeq, a predicted model, not a curated record